Polypterus senegalus (gray bichir) is the source of this 4562-nucleotide messenger RNA. RefSeq names its product centrosome and spindle pole-associated protein 1. Gene Ontology annotation, biological process: positive regulation of cytokinesis. The transcript is spliced from 33 exons. The coding region runs from base 273 to 4148 and encodes 1291 amino acids. Gene Ontology annotation, cellular component: spindle pole; microtubule; centrosome. The record is from RefSeq and is a predicted model, not a curated record. Lineage: Eukaryota; Metazoa; Chordata; Cladistia; Polypteriformes; Polypteridae.
UCUGAGUCGACAAGAAACAGCGAAGACGUUCAUUAGGAAGAAAACCAUACGAUUGAAUUGAACUUGGUGAUCGUCGCUAUCCUAUUUGCUGAUCUUCGUUUUUGAAUGAUCCUCAUUUUAUCGCAAUCUCGACGCGGACUGCCUUUGUAUUGCAGUUUCGACAUUCUAACGGUUUGUGGUUCGGUUACCUCGGCUUGGUGGCUGUAGCUUGCACCGCAGCGUCUUUACAUUGAAACUUGGCCGAGAGAGACUCAGGAGUAAAAGAUACAGAGAUGAGUGAUGAUCUCGGAAACUUUCUUGAAGAGCAAAGAGCUAAAGUAGCCGAGUACCGAGCCUCUUUGGAGCAGGAUCCUCCUUAUAUGGAAAUUAGAACAAAAGCUGACUUUGCUCACAGUUCUGCAGCUAAAGAGAAUAUUCCUCCAAACAAGUGGCAGGUGAAUCAGAGUCCACAUUCUGUCAAAGAAGAGAGUUAUGGGUUGAGUUUGCCACUUGGUGAAGAAUAUGAAAAGAAAAAGCAAAAACUAAAACAAGAAUUAAGACAAGAUUAUAGAAGAUAUAUGGCUCAGGCAGUAAACCAAGAAAGAAGAAAGAAAAAUGGUGCAGUUUCACUUGAGUCCAAUUUAUCACAUCAGGGACUGUCACUUCCUAUUGGAGAGAGGCGAUCUGCUAAGGAAAGGCUACGAAGUGAGAGAAACCGGGAAUACAAUAAAUUUCUUAAAGAACAAAGGCAGACAUUUCAAGUUAAAGAUCCAGAGAUUAUUGAACAGAAUCGUAAACGUGAGGAACGUGAACAGCUUCCAGCCAGUUUUCGAACUCUGCCUGUUUCAAGAGAUGAAGAUUAUACUCCUUCAAAGAAAGAUGCUGCUACACUAACAGAAGCAAAAAAAGAUAUUAUAAGGAGGCAAAGAUUAGAUGACGUUCAAAGCCAUCGUUUGAAUAAGCACCCAGAAAUCAGAGAGAGGAGACCUCGGUUUUCACAAUUUGAUUAUGAUUCUGAGCUUGAAGAUUAUCAACGCCAAUAUUCUGAUGAUGAACAUGAAAAGUUCAAGUUUCCAGAACGGACACAACCAAGACACACUGAGGAAAGGGAAUUAUUUGGGAAAAUGCUGCCUAGACAGAAACAAAGAGGUGACAGGGACAUGCCACGAUACAGAAGUGAUCGAAUGGAUGAAGAUGAAAUAUAUCCUGAUGUACAUCCUCGUACUGAAAGACGCAAAAAUGAAAACAGGUCAUAUAGAGAGAGAUUAGAGGAUGCUCAGUUAGACUAUGAAGAUGAUUAUUGGGAAAAGAAGAAUAAGAGACCAUCCUCAAAUACAGGAAGAACGAGGCCUAACGAGAGGUUGCAGUCUUCAACUAAAAAGCACGAGGAGCGUUUUGCUACCGGACUAAUAAUUGGGGAGACUGAUAAAAAUCAAGAAGAGCAGAGAAGAAAAGAAAGGUACAGACAGGAGCUGCAGGAGCAGAUAGCAGAACAGCAGAGAAACAAGAAAAGGGAAAAGGAAUUGGGGCUCAGAGUUGCUGCUUCAGGUGCAGUGGACCCCGAAAAGCAGCCAGACAGAAUAAAACAGUUUGGAGCUGUAAAUCGUGAAUAUGACAACAAAGCACGUGAUGUUCCUUACCGUCCAGGUGCUUCUCUUGGUGUCUUUGGUAUUGAUAAGCCUGGGAGACAACAUGAAGAAAUACGUCAGCCUGAGGAAAGAGCUCCACCAGAAAAACCCAGAGUGGCCUUCCAGACUCCAGUCAUAGAUUAUAAUUCGACAUUAGGUGCCUUGGGUGCCGGGGCUAGCAAUAAUGGAACAGUCACACUAAAUGAAGAUUUCUACAGAGGGCUUGCUCACACUCUUGGGGAAAUUAUAGCCCCAAGAGUUACAAGCGUUCCACCACCACCAGCCCCACCUGUGAUGCAUGACAACUACAGAACUCCAUAUGAUGAUGCUUAUUAUUACUAUGGAACUCGGAAUCCUUUAGACCCCAGCCUGGCACACUAUGGACCCUCAGUUUUGGGGGCACAGGCAAUGCCAUUUAAGAAUGUUGGUCCUGGGCCUGCACCAUUCAAAUAUCCUGAAAAACAGGUACAGUCGGAGCCACAAAUCCCACCAGAAAGCAGCAGGACGAGUAUAGGAAUGUUUCCAGAAGAGAAAAUGAAAAGCUCAAAGGAUACCAUUUUAUCAUACCAGGAAGAACUAAGAAAACAGAUACAGGAACGUGAGGAGAAAAAGAGAAGAGAAAAAGAAGAAAAUGAGCGAUAUGAAGCAAAGAUUGAGGCAGAAAUGAAAACCUAUGACCCUUGGGGCAGAGGUGGAGCAGGAGCACCAUUGAAGGAUGAUCGAGGAAAUCUUAUUAGUGACCUGAAAAGAAUGCAUAUAUAUAAUGAGGAGGCUUAUGUAAACCCAGAGCUCAGGACACAGCAAGAAAAGAAGACACUAUUAUCAGUUCCUAAAGAAAAUGAAUCCCAUGAGUCAUUGGCACACAAGAUUUCAGGCAUUACUUCCACCCAGACAUCACCCUUUGCUCGUGGCAAUGUGUUUACAGAAGCUCCAACACCUCAGCAGAUAUACGAAAAGGAUAAAUACAAAGAGUACCUUCGAAUUCAGAUUGAGGAAAAACGUCGCAAGCAAGAGGAGGAGAGAAAGAGACUUCAAAUGGAGGAAGAGGAAGAGGAGCGGAGGCUGGCUGAACAAAGGGCCAGGAUGCAACGAGAAUAUGAAGAAGAGCUAAAAAUGAAGAAACUGAAGGAAGAGGAGCUUAGAGCCCAGCAGAUGUUAAAGCAUCAAGAACCAAUGAAUCAGACUGAUGAGAAGGGCGUUUCUCAGAAGAGUAAAGAAAACGAUGAGCUGCAAGAAGAGAGUGAAGGGGAGCAAAGAGCCAAACAGGAAGAGAAUCAAGAGCAAGCACUGCAGACAGAGGAUAAGAGUAAAAUACAGAAGAGUAAAGAGAAAGAGGGGAGAAAGCACAGCUAUGAAGUGCAGGAAUGGAGAGAAUGGGAGCGAGAUGAGUUACGACAGCCAUCACCUCCUGUACCUGCAGUGCUAAACAAAAUGGCUUUACAAGGGUAUCCGAGGCACCCAGUAGCAGAGAGUGUGCACUCAGUGGUUUUGUCUGAAAGACAAGGCAGUGGAGCGGUCUCCCCACCAGUGCCUGCUAGAAGAAAUGACUUGAGAGCUGCUGAGGAGAGAAUAGAUGUCAUGAAUCGGCUACCAGCUUUAAACAGACGACUUCUAACUGAACAACAGAUUCUAGAAACCCAGUACCGCAAUUUGGAUCGAGAUGAUGUGGAAACUCCACUGUCGGGAAGGCGAACAGAUAGAAAUGAUGUGAAUGUUUUUGACAUGGCCAGGAGACGGAGGCAGGCUCCAGUUAGGAGACCACCGUCUAAUGAAAUGGAUCAAAUAAACAUCCAGAAUUUUCGAGACUUCAAUCAGCUAAAGUACAGAAAUACCGAUACCAGAGAGGGUGUACUCCAGGUUUACCCAGAUCCACCAAAAGAUAACCAGAGCUUGGAGAUUCAACAGCAAGCUCUUCUUAGGGAGCAGGAAAGGAGGUUAAAAAGCAUGAAAAAGAAAGAAGAUAUAGACUUCCCUCUGCCUCAUUUAAUCUCUCAGAACAUCAAUUUGCCAAAAACUCUCCCAAGUGAUAUGAGGGGCUCUUUGCUGGAGUCGGAGAGCGCUUUCAUCGGAACCAAUGGAGAAGUUUUCCCGACAUUAAUGGACCCAUUUUUAAGUGAAAGGCAGCUUUCAGCAAGAGAGCGCCGAAGGCAGAAGAAGAAGAAAGACUUUGAAUUUGAUGAUAUGCUUGGAGUGGAACCCCAAGUGCAACCAGAUAGCUACUCGAUAUCCAGUCUAAACGUAGAACACCUCAAUGCCAAGAACAAACAUCGGUUAAAACGACUCGAGGAUUUCAACUCUUAUGACAGAAAUGCUGAUCACAAUAUGUUUUUGGAAGAUCUUGAUGAUGACCCAAACCAUUUUUCCUCCAAAGAUCAUGCACGACCAUACUCGGUGGAGACGGUGGCCACAGACCCCUGGAUGAGGCCUGGGACCUCAGAAACAAUAAAGAGGUUCAUGGCUAAUCAGAUGCGACGAGAGAGACCACCAUCAGCGAGCCAGUAUGUUUUAAACUGGCAGGGCCCUUCGACGUCCCAUGGCUGAGGUCUCCAGCUCCUUUACGUCGAUGUACGUGGCGCACCUUAGAUUACGUGCUGAGUUUGGGACGCAUGCCAGACUGGAAGUGCCCAGUGUUGGUGUUUUUCUAGGCCACUUGUUUGAUUGUCGGUGUGUUGAGGCAGAAGACCUCGUGUGGACUGUCGAGUCCCCACCGUCGCAGAGCUCGCUUCUGGAUGGCUUUCUAGAUUUCUGGUAGAGCAUCUGAACCCGUUUUUUAUUUUACGUUAUUUUAUAAUGCUGCUAUGGUGUACCAGGUGUUUCCUGGUUAAUGACUUUAAAGUCUCUAAAAGCAAACCUCCUUAAUUUGAAAAAGUUUGGAAGUAAUUUAAGCUGCUUAUUAAUUGAAAACAAAGGGAAAUAUUUAACACUAUAUUUAAUACAGUAUAUAUAUAUAUAUAC